Molecule: messenger RNA, 849 nt
Organism: Nannizzia gypsea CBS 118893
Lineage: Eukaryota; Fungi; Ascomycota; Eurotiomycetes; Onygenales; Arthrodermataceae
Exons: 3
Coding region: 1-849 (282 amino acids)
Cellular component (GO): lipid droplet; prospore membrane; ascospore wall
Source: RefSeq, a predicted model, not a curated record
AUGGAUCGAAUAAAGCGUAUGGCUCAGGAGGAACUGCGCAAUUUCCUGGCGCUGGCUAAAGAUGGCUUGCGGUCUGGCGCAUACAUCUACCCUUUCCAGGGCAUCGCCUACUUCUUAUCUCACCCAUCUCUAUACAAGCCAAUGCUAUCCAAACUCGCACCAACAUUAUCACUAACCCUCGCUGUGACCGGAGCCAUGUUCUUCUUCACAUAUAUACCCCAAGCAGCGAUACUAGCUCUAACAUCCGGCCCCCUCAUAGCACCAUUCUCAGCAGCACUGUUAGUCCUUAGUGAAAGCUCGACUAUAAUAUCCUACCUCGCAAAAUCAGGAUAUAUAUUCGACCAAGAUACCCUGCUCAACCUGUUUGACGGAACACUACUUGCAUGCGGCAACACACAAUUGGUAGCCAAGGACCGCAAAAUAAAACCAGCUUCUGAUCCAAUGGCGCGGCUGGGGCAUUUUAUCAAGAAAGGCGGUGGUUCGCUGAUGAAUGCAAUGAGCUUGUCGAAUGCGUUUAGAUCGCUGUUGUACUUGCCGCUCAAUUUCAUACCGGUUGUGGGGACAUUGAUGUACAUUGGGGCCCAGGGGACGAGAAUUGGACCCAUGCUACAUGCUAGAUAUUUUUAUCUGAAGGGAUGGGGUGCGAAGGAACGGGAUGAAUGGCUUGGUAGGAAUAGAGGUGCAUAUGCAAGCUUCGGUGCUACCGCCUUUGUGCUGGAGAUGAUACCCUUCGCAUCUCUGUUUUUCACGUAUACAAACACCGUUGGAGCCGCUCUCUGGGCCGCCAGAAUCGAGAAAACUUUUGCCAGCCCUAGCCUCCGUGGAGCCACUGAAAUGAAAUCGAUGUGA